CCUGGUCUGUAUCUGUGAGGCUGCAGGUGCCGCUCCGUGUUCUGAGGGGGGCGCCGGUGAGCUGAGUGCGGCGCUCAGGCUGAUCUGUAGAGAAAGAAGCAGAGGGACGGCGGAGCUUCGGGAGGAGACGCAGCGCUAAAUCUAUCACAUUUGACCGAGUAAUCGCUACACCAAACCUAAAAAAUCAGACAUGUCUGCUGAACCAAACUAUCGCAGGACUAAACCUGGAAUGAGAACCUGCAUUCCUGCUGCGAAUGGUGCGUCCGGACCUUCGUCACAGAUUCCUGGUUUGUCACAGACUGCUAACGAUGUACCUGAGGAGAAGUCCAAAGGGCGACGAGUAGGAAUUCAGGCCACUGAUUCAGACUAUGUUAAACUGGCCAAACAAGGAGGACACAGGGGGUUAUUGUCUCAUGAUGAUGUUGAGGAUGCUCAAAGCAAGUCCAGCAGUUCAAUGAAGCGCCCUGAGUGGCUUGCUGGUACUGAUGGUCAGCAAAGCCAAGGCAAAGCAUCCACACAGAGGCUGGUGGCCCCGUUUGGGACUGAUGAGUCUUCAGCAUGGGACAUAGAGUCAGAUGGCGCUGGUGCUAAUAAAACAAAGGUUUCUGUCAGCCCUGUGGCUCAGGACUUUGAAAAGCUUGCCCUGAGCCCAGAGGAGAUUGAGGAAGCCUGCAAGUACAAGAGGCUGUCACAUGACAAGAAAGCAGCAGCCCCUGUCAGCAUGUCUAAGCUGUUGAGCUUUGGAUACAUGGAGGAUGAAAAGAAGUCUCCAGAGGAUGAUGCUUCAAGUAUGACCUCAGAGCAGACCAGCACAAUUGCCCCUGAGGAUGAGUUGGAGUAGAUUAAAAAAGUGGCAGACAUUUCAGCUUGAGUCACGCAGGUGGCCAACCGACCAUUCCCCGUCCUUUAUGCUUCCUGUUUAUGCAAGUUCUUUUGGUCAUUGUUACGUUUUAACGUCAUUUGUGUCAUGCUUACAUAUCUAAUGGUGCUUGUGAUCUUUGAGUUUCUAUGCCCCCCUCAAAAUGAAGUGCUGUUUGUACAGAACUUAAAUACAAGCCACUCUAUACUGCAGCACAGAGUGAGGCCUUCUAGGCACUGACGUGGCAUCGGCCCAAACUAGUCUUCAGGUUUUUCAUUUUUUCAUAAAUUUCACCAUUUGACAAUAUGCCAAUAUUUUUUCCUUAUUUAUGUAUUUAUUUAUUUAUAUUUUUCUACUGACAAGAAAUGCAUAACCUACUUAUAUCUUAACGUAGAAGUGCUGCAGCCACUGGCAGAUUCCAACCUUUUUUCGCCUUGGAUUGGGAAACACAUGCAGAUGUGUGCCAAUUACAAGUCCUCAUCACUGUCACUUCAAAUGCACUAGAAAUGGGACGAGUGUUGUGAUGUGUCGAGACCUGUCAGGGGGUUCAAGGAGCUUGCGAACGUGAAUGUCUUGUUAUGCUGUGCGACAUUGUUUUAGGUGUGAUGGUAAAUAAUUUUUCUUAGAUUCAGGUUUAGUAGAUGUGCUACACUGAGUUUAACUCUGUAUGGGGUUUUCUCUCUCCUGUUAUGAAGUUUACAGUCACUGUCAAUUAAUGUUGACCAUUGAUAGCUGAAUAAAGAUGCAUGUGCAUGAGAA
Molecule: messenger RNA, 1618 nt
Organism: Astyanax mexicanus (Mexican tetra)
Lineage: Eukaryota; Metazoa; Chordata; Actinopteri; Characiformes; Acestrorhamphidae
Gene: c5h7orf57
Product: chromosome 5 C7orf57 homolog
Exons: 8
Coding region: 191-841 (216 amino acids)
Source: RefSeq, a predicted model, not a curated record